AUGAAGCUCAGCCUGCUAUCCUGCACGCUGUUGGCGGCCUCGGCCUCGGCCAAGACGACCCUCUUUCUGUCCUCGUCUUCGACCUCGUCGUCCCAGGCUGCACCUAUCUCGAUCGACGCCGCAGAGGCCAACGAGAUCCUCUCCGACCACCUCGAUGUCACGUACAACGGCGCUCGCUCUGGACGCAGCCAGAUCUGGGACCACGUGCUGAAGCUAGACGCAGCCAACGAGGCGCUCGCUUUCGACCAGAAGGCCUCCGUCGAGCGCCUCUUUGACGGCAGCAUCGACAGCAGCAAGAACAGGCUGUUUGUCCUCAUGCACGGCGCCGAUGCCGACGCUGUGCCCUCGAGCAUUGGUGCCACCCACGAGAUGGUCACUUCUCCCUCCUCGGAGUCCUUCGAUGCUUUGCUGAGCUCCUACUUCGGCGACCUGCAAAACACGCUGCGCCUCAACGAUGGAGCACUCAACCACUUCAGCGCCAACUUCCUGCAGGGGCUGGGCUCGCUCGCCACAGGCGUCGAGCACGCCAUCGGGGGUGCUGCCUCGUGGCUGAUGAGCUCGUCGGUCGAAGCCACAGCUCAGCGAGCAUCGCACUGGUGGUCCGACCUCCAGAACCUGGUCAAGGACCGGAAGAGCGCCGCCUUUGAUGCGGUGCAGGCUGAGCUCGAGGCGGUCCACGGACUGCUUGACCGCAUCCGCUCCGACGGGCAGACUGAAGACGACCUCGCCUUCCAGCCUCUUCGCAUCCAGGGCCUGGGCGACGUGGAGGCGGCCUACGGUGCGGGUAGCAUCGAGUAUGCCAAGGCCAAGAAGGUAGUUCAGCAGGCCCUCGAGGAGCUCGCAGACGCCUUCCGCUCGCGAUCCCAGGCGCAAGGCCGGGACGCCUCGAUCGCGUUGAUCCUCAACGACAACGAGGCGCGACUGGGCAAGCGUUCUGCGGUGCCUUCCGGCUCGCUGCUCGAGCCUUUCCUGAGGCGCGCCUCGCCGUCCGGUCUGGCUGGUUCGUCGAAGAAGAAGAAGCCGGUCAACCUGAUCGCCUCUUGCUUCACCGACCAGAAGGAGCUCGAGAAGGCCAGCAACAGCUGCUCGGGCCACGGCAAGGCCAGGCAGACGAGCAAGGGCGGGCGCAAGUGCUGGCGAUGCCAGUGCCAGGCUACCAAGGAAAAGGGCCGUACCACGUACUGGGCGGGAGCUGCCUGCGAGAAGAAGGACGUGUCGACCGAGUUUGUGCUGCUCGGCACCACGGGCUUGGUCUUGGUGCUCAUCUCGCUGGGAAGCGUCUACUAUCUGUACGCCGCUGGCAACGCCGAGCUCCCUGGAACGCUGGCGGGCGUCACCAUCAACCUCAAGUGA
Messenger RNA from Pseudozyma flocculosa PF-1, 1353 nucleotides. RefSeq lists its product as uncharacterized. The transcript has 3 exons. Bases 1 to 1353 code for a protein of 450 amino acids. The record is from RefSeq and is a predicted model, not a curated record. Gene Ontology annotation, cellular component: endoplasmic reticulum. Lineage: Eukaryota; Fungi; Basidiomycota; Ustilaginomycetes; Ustilaginales; Ustilaginaceae.